AUUCUCCGAGAGAUUCCACGUAUAUAGACAAGGGUUGCUUGUGUUGAUUCAGUGUCAUCGUAAAUAACUCUUGGUCAACUUUAACAAGUGAUUAAGAUUUGUUUACUUAUAAGGUUAACUUUAUGCUUUGUGACAGUGAAUAUAAAACAUUGAACAAACCUGAUGUACAUUAAGAAGCUAAAAAGUUACAGUGGAAACGAGCAAAUUUCAAAAAAGUAAAGCAUCUGGUGAUAGCAGUUGAUUUAAAAUAAAAAAAGAGAGAAAACAGCCAGAAAAUGUAUAGGGUUUAGGUGUUGGCAGAUAGUUGGCUGGAGAACUAACGAAAGAAGACCAUUGGUAGCUCCGCUUCUCGACGUCAAAGAAAGUGAAAUUCAAGAUGCCUUCUGAAAAUUUGGAGAACGUGAAGCUAGAGCCCAUAGGGACAACCAAAAACGGCAGUUACCGUUUGGACCUCCCGGACUUAGGGAAGCUCGACGAGCACUCCGUUCUCUUGGAUGAAGGAACCGGUGACAAAGGCCAAGACGACGAGGAGUAUGAUCCCCACCUCCAUAGACAAGUAGAAAAACCGACGACAAAUGCAGAAACCCUUAUACAUCUGCUCAAGGGAUGUCUUGGGACAGGCAUCCUGGCGAUGCCGGAAGCCUUCAAGUUCUCUGGAAUGGCAAAUGGGAUAAUUUCUACGAUACUUAUAGGUGCCCUUUGUACAUACUGCCUGCACGUAUUAGUUAAAGCCCAAUACGUCCUUUGCAAAAGAUUGAAAGUCCCAUUGUUAACAUAUCCAGAGUCAAUGAAAGUAGCUUGUGAAUUAGGUCCUCCGUGCCUUAAAAAAUUCGCCCCAUACGCUCCCGACGUGACGAACUUCUUCUUGGUGUUCUACCAAAUAGGGAUAUGCUGCGUCUACGUCGUCUUCGUCGGAAAGAACUUGAAGGCUGUCGUAGACAUAUACACGGAACCUAAGGAGUUGUCUCUGACUGUGUAUAUAAUCAGCGUGUUCCUACCUUUCGUGCUCAUCAUAUGUGUGCGAAACUUAAAACUGCUAGCUCCGUUCUCAGUGGUAGCGAACAUCAUCACUUUUAUCACUUUCGGUGUUGUCGGGUAUUAUGUCUGCCAGCAACUGCCAGCUUUCAGCGAUUUACCAGCCUUUGGAACUUUGUUCAAUUACCCUUUGUACUUCGGAACAACGCUGUUCUCCCUCCAAGCCGUUGGGGUGGUGAUCGCUCUUGAGAAUAACAUGAAGACUCCCAAGACAUUUAGAGGGGCUUUUGGUGUUCUAAACGUAGGAAUGGGCAUAGUAACAGUCAUCUAUGUUCUUAUGGCCAUGAUGGGUUAUUGGAGAUACGGAGAAAAAAUUAAGGACAGCAUCACUUUAAAUUUCCCAAAGGAAGAUAUAUUAGCUCAAGUCAUUAAGAUAAUGUACUCCAUAGCCAUUUUCAUCUCUUAUGGGCUUCAGGGAUAUGUACCAGUUCAAAUAUUGUGGACGAAUUACAUAGAGAAGCACUUGGAGAACAAACAGCUGUUUUGGGAGUACGUGUUGCGUGUUGGUUGCGUUCUGGUUACUUUUGUCCUAGCAGCCACCGUACCCCUUCUGGGGCUCUUCAUAUCCCUCGUAGGGGCGUUCUGCCUGUCAGCACUGGGCAUUGCUUUCCCGGCCAUUAUAGAGCUGUGCGCUUACUGGCCCAACAACCUGGGUCCUGGAAAAUGGAUCCUAAUUAAGGACGUCAUCCUUAUAAUCAUAGGAAUAGUUGGUCUGUGUGCCGGUAGUUACAGCUGCAUAUACUCAAUAGUCAAUGAACUGGCGAAGGGGAAUACGUGAACGCGUUUAGAAAAUUCGCCGCAAAACAUAAAAGCACAGCCGUAGCGAGGAGCUCUACGCUUGGAUUCAAAGAAGACAUUUUUAAUAUUAGAAUUUUAGAUGAUGUUUUAUUUAUUAUAUAUAAAUGUUUUUUAUAUUUAGUAUCUAGGCUUACGCCUCAAUCUUUACAUUCGGUUAGGUACCUUUUAUUGUGAUUUUCAAAGACCAUUGGCUGAUAUUCCAUGUUCAGAGAUCUGAUAAGCAAAUUAUUUAAUAAAAUAUGAUUUAAUUUUU
Anoplophora glabripennis (Asian longhorned beetle) is the source of this 2086-nucleotide messenger RNA. RefSeq names its product proton-coupled amino acid transporter-like protein CG1139. Lineage: Eukaryota; Metazoa; Arthropoda; Insecta; Coleoptera; Cerambycidae. Gene Ontology annotation, biological process: amino acid transmembrane transport. The transcript is spliced from 11 exons. Gene Ontology annotation, molecular function: amino acid transmembrane transporter activity. Gene Ontology annotation, cellular component: vacuolar membrane. The coding region runs from base 377 to 1813 and encodes 478 amino acids. The record is from RefSeq and is a predicted model, not a curated record.